CCUCCUAAAAAUUGAGCCUUUUUGCGCGUCCUCGAUCGAACAGGGCCGUCGUUUCUGACCAGUAAUUUGAGGGAUUUUGGCGUCACGGUCUUUUUAGGCGAGAUCCCCUCGCCCAAUUAUGAGCUGAUUCUUGCUCGAGAUGAUUUGGAGCAUGCGAUCAGACAGAGUUUGGGCAUGAAUUCAACCGGAAAAUGCUGUGGGUUUAUUUCCAAGAAUAAAUUUUUAGAGUGCUCGAAAUUUGAAUUUCUGUUUGUGAGCCUUAUCUCUUGAGAACACGUGAGGCAGCUGCUUCAUGCAGUGAAGCAAGUUGCUGAAAAUUGACACCUUGGACAUGCUUCAAGAUUCGAAGAAAGACUUGAGGAUUCCUGAAAUCUGGUCUGCUGGUCAUCUUAUCUGAAUUGCUUGUUACAUUAAGCAGCUAUCAGAUUCAGAGAGUGCAGCAUGGCCGAACCUCUGAUGAAAGCUUGUAGAAAAGCAUCAAAGCCAUAUGAUUUCAAGAGAGUAUCUUCUAGUCCCAAGGAUCAUAUUCAGCAAUCAAAAAGACCAAGGAAGGGGGAAAACCCUGUUCGAAUUCCACCGAGUCCUGACCACUGCCUUGAUUUCAAAUCAUCUAACUCGUGGACCUGCAAAAAUUCUGCAUGUCGAGCUACACUUUCAAUAGAUGACACAUUUUGCCGGAGGUGCUCUUGUUGCAUUUGCCAUUUAUUUGAUGACAACAAGGAUCCAAGUCUUUGGUUGGAGUGUGUAUCUGAUUCUGGUUUAGGAGACUCAUGUGGGUUGUCAUGCCACAUUGAAUGUGCUCUCCAACAUGGUAAGGUCGGGGUUGUUGACCUGGGACCAUUGAUGCAGUUGGAUGGAAGCUAUUGUUGUGCUUCAUGUGGCAAAGUUGCAGGGGUACUUGGAUGCUGGAAAAAGCAGUUGAGUAUAGCUAAGGAUGCUCGUCGUGUUGACAUCCUAUGCUAUCGGAUAUUUUUGAGUUUUAGGCUCCUGGAUGGGACUUCUAGAUUCACUGAGCUCCACGACAUUGUUAGAGAUGCAAAAUCCACAUUAGAAACAGAGGUUGGUCCAGUCGAUGGAGUUUCAGCAAAAAUGGCACGGGGUAUUGUUGGUAGACUCUCUGUAGCUACUGAGGUGCAGAGGCUCUGCUCUCUUGCUGUUGAAAAAGCUGACAAACUGAUGGCCUCGAAAUCUACUGCAGCCAUCUUGGAGGGUUCACUUCCUGCAGCUUGCAAAUUCCUAUUUGAGGAGGUGACGUGUUCUUCAGUAGUACUUUUGUUGAUCGAAUUAUCAACUGCUACAAUCAAGGAUAUCAAGGGCUACAAACUCUGGUAUUGCAAGAAAAGGGAAGAGGUUUACUCUAAAGAGCCUGUUUUUGUCUUUCCAAGAGAUCAGAGGAGGAUCUGGAUAUCCAAUUUGCAGCCUUGCACGGAGUACUCGUUCCGGAUCAUAUCUUAUACCGAAGCUGGUGACUUUGGGCACUCAGAAACAAAGUGCUUUACAAAGAGUGUAGAACUUAUUCACAAGAACCAGUAUUCUAGUGCUGAAAGACCUGAAGUGGAUGCAUCACAUGCAGGAAGCUCUAGUUCCAAACAAAAUCACAGGACUGAUGAAAUAGAACUAGACUCAGGAUUCAAGGUCCGAGAUCUUGGAAGAAUCUUGAAGCUCGCUUGGCUGCAGCAUCAAGGCUAUUUGGAGUCAUUUUAUGGUUUACAUGUCAAUAAAUGUGGUAAUGAUCAUGGCAUAGUUAAGCAAGAAACUCAGCAAGACAAGCCGGCAUCUGUUGCACGUCAACUUGACUUGAAUGUUGCUUCUGUGCCUGAUCUGAACGAGGAGUUCACACCUCCUGUUGAAUCAUCUAGGGAAGAAGAAAACGGGUGCACUUUAGGGCAAUCAGUUGAGGCAGAUGAUGCUAUCUCUCACGGCAUACAUAGAAAAUGUGGAGAAGUAGCUGCUGAUUCCAAGUUGGUUGGUUGCUAUAAUAUGCUACAAAACGGCAAUAGGGAGACACGGGAUUCUGAUAGCACUCUGACAAAUGGAUCCCCAUUCCAAGUUCAGAACGACCUAUGCUUGGAUGAGAACUUUGAAUACUGUGUAAAGAUCAUCCGUUGGCUGGAAUGCGAGGGGCAUAUUAAGAAGGAUUUUAGAUUGAAGCUGCUGACGUGGUUCAGUCUAAGAUCCUCAGAGCAGGAGCGCAGAGUGUUGAACACCUUUAUACAGACUUUAAUUGAUGAUCCGAGUAGUUUGGCAGGACAGUUGAUCGACUCAUUCUCAGAUAUAUCCAGCAAAAGGCCACAAAAUGGCUCCUGCAGUGAGUUUCGGCAUUAAACUUUGUUGGCUAUAUAGACUUGUGAUUGAUUAAACUUGACCACGACAUUGGCUUUUGUGUACAGGCAUUUUAUGCUGAGUCAAGUGGGAGCGAUUUGUUGGUACUAAUGGUCGUCUAUUAAGCUAGCACAGAUAAGAACAUCAUCCCUGAUUCAUUUACUGACUGCGUAUUGUUUGAGGAAGAAUCUCACGCAUUGUGGGAUGAUUUUUUUCAGUAGAUAAGCCACCUCCUGAUUGCUUAUUGACUAGUGAAUGUAGAUUCCAUUAAUUCUAGGCAUGAUUUUUGUUGGUAGACUCCUAUGCUUAUUUGUAUCUACAUUCUAUCUAAAUUUAAAUGUAGAUGCAGACUGCUGCUGUAUUACUCCACUUAUCUUUUCAUUAUUUUAUAUAAUUGAAAGGCUAUUUAUAAUA
Salvia splendens (bonfire salvia) is the source of this 2736-nucleotide messenger RNA. Its product is annotated as VIN3-like protein 1. Gene Ontology annotation, molecular function: protein binding. Gene Ontology annotation, biological process: vernalization response; epigenetic regulation of gene expression. Bases 442 to 2325 code for a protein of 627 amino acids. The transcript has 5 exons. NCBI's taxonomy places the organism in Eukaryota, Viridiplantae, Streptophyta, Magnoliopsida, Lamiales, Lamiaceae. The record is from RefSeq and is a predicted model, not a curated record.